Molecule: messenger RNA, 1992 nt
Organism: Pipistrellus nathusii (Nathusius's pipistrelle)
Lineage: Eukaryota; Metazoa; Chordata; Mammalia; Chiroptera; Vespertilionidae
Source: the annotation of a GenBank genome assembly
AUGAUAGUUCAGAUGACAGUGAUUUUAAAGUUGGAGAUGCUUCAGGACUCGCUGAUUCUUGAGAAGAGUCAAAACUGGAGUUCUCAAAAAAUGGACCAUAUUAUGAUUUGCUGUGUUUGUCUUGGAGAUAAUAGUGAAGAUGCUGAUGAAAUAAUUCAGUGCGACAAUUGUGGCAUUACAGUUCAUGAAGGUUGCUAUGGAGUUGAUGGAGAGAGUGACUCUAUUAUGAGUUCAGCUUCUGAAAACUCCACUGAACCUUGGUUUUGCGAUGCCUGUAAAUGUGGUGUUUCCCCUAGCUGUGAACUGUGUCCUAAUCAGGAUGGAAUUUUCAAGGAGACAGAUGCUGGAAGAUGGGUUCACAUUGUUUGUGCCCUUUAUGUUCCUGGAGUAGCAUUUGGAGAUAUUGACAAAUUACGACCAGUAACACUAACUGAAAUGAAUUAUUCCAAAUAUGGUGCCAAGGAGUGUAGCUUCUGUGAAGACCCUCGUUUUGCUAGAACUGGAGUUUGCAUUAGCUGUGAUGCAGGUAUGUGCAGAGCCUAUUUCCACGUGACUUGCGCCCAGAAGGAAGGCCUGCUUUCGGAGGCAGCAGCAGAAGAGGAUAUAGCAGAUCCAUUUUUUGCUUAUUGCAAGCAACAUGCAGAUAGGUUAGAUAGAAAGUGGAAGAGAAAAAACUACUUGGCUCUACAAUCCUACUGUAAAAUGUCUUUACAAGAAAGAGAGAAGCAGCUAUCACCAGAAGCACAGGCAAGGAUCAAUGCCCGGCUUCAGCAGUAUCGUGCCAAAGCAGAACUAGCUCGAUCUACCAGACCCCAGGCCUGGGUUCCAAGGGAAAAAUUGCCCAGACCACUUACUAGCAGUGCUUCAGCCAUUCGGAAACUGAUGCGGAAAGCAGAAUUAAUGGGGAUCAGCACAGAUAUCUUCCCAGUGGACAAUUCAGAUACUAGUUCUAGUGUGGAUGGAAGGAGAAAGCAUAAGCAACCUGCUCUCACUGCUGAUUUUGUGAAUUAUUAUUUUGAGAGAAAUAUGCGCAUGAUUCAAAUUCAGGAAAACAUGGCUGAACAAAAGAAUAUAAAGGAUAAAUUAGAGAAUGAACAAGAAAAGCUUCAUGUGGAAUAUAAUAAGCUAUGUGAAUCUUUAGAAGAACUACAAAACCUGAAUGGGAAACUUCGAAGUGAAGGACAAGGAAUAUGGGCCUUACUGGGCAGAAUUACAGGGCAGAAGUUGAACAUACCGGCAAUUUUGAGGGCACCCAAGGAGCGAAAACCAAGUAAAAAAGAAGGAGGUGCACAAAAGACAUCUAUUCUUCCUACAGUACUUUAUAGUUGUGGAAUUUGUAAGAAGAACCAUGAUCAGCAUCUUCUUUUGCUGUGUGAUACCUGUAAACUCCAUUACCAUCUUGGAUGUCUGGACCCUCCUCUUACAAGGAUGCCGAGAAAGACCAAAAACAGUUAUUGGCAAUGCUCAGAAUGUGACCAGGCUGGGAGCAGUGACAUGGAAGCAGAGAUGGCCAUGGAAACUUUACCAGAUGGGACUAAACGAUCAAGGAGGCAGAUUAAAGAACCAGUGAAAUUUGUUCCACAGGAUAUGACUCCAGAACCCAAGAAGAUUCCAAUAAGAAACACGAGAACCAGAGGACGGAAACGAAGCUUCAUACCUGAUGAAGAAAAACAUGAGGAAAGAGUUCCUAGGGAGAGAAGACAGAGGCAGUCUGUGUUACAGAAGAAGCCCAAGGCUGAAGAUUUACGAACUGAAUGUGCAACUUGCAAGGGAACUGGAGACAAUGAAAAUCUUGUCAGAUGUGAUGAAUGUAGACUGUGCUACCAUUUUGGCUGUUUGGAUCCUCCUUUGAAAAAGUCUCCUAAACAAACAGGCUAUGGAUGGAUAUGUCAGGAGUGUGAUUCUUCAUCAUCUAAGGAAGAUGAAAAUGAAGCUGAAAGAAAAAAUAUAUCUCAGGAGCUCAGCAUGGAACAGAAAAAUCCAAAGAAAUAA